UCGACAACAUCAACAUGGCGGCUAUUUUGAAGGGUCUGUUUAGGAAUUCAUCAGCUGGAAAAUGCAGCAGUCGGUGGUUGUAUUCAUCCUGGAUUCAGAGAUCCUGCAAGGAAAUAUCUUGUGGCUUUUGUGGCAAGAGUCGAUUUUUAUCUACAAGGUAUGAAAUCUCCAGUUGGCAGAAUUUUUAAUACAUUCCUGUUUAGGUUAUAUCCAUGCAGUGUACAGAGCAUGACAGAACUAGACGAGAUCUCGUUCUUGCAAAGGCAUUUUUGCCUCGCGUAGCGAAUGCAAACUGAACUUGUUGUAACAAUGCAGUUUUUCAGUACCAGUCUUUAGUAAACAGUCUUUCAGCCACAUACAAAAAAAUCUUGCGGGCGGCAUAGCGCAUCCUCAUUUAUAAGAGUCUGGCCCUUAACGUUAACAGGCCAAGAUGAUAGUGUUGCUCAUAUGUAACCUAUAUGGAGAUGAACUACUGCCAGGCAAAUACUUUUGCCGGAAAUUCUGAAGUUUAUUCCAAUUGCUUUUUUUAGUUAGCACACUAUAUUGCUAACAAUAUAAAGAACACGUGUACACUUAUUCUUAAUAAUAUAUAAAUAAAUAAACUCACUUGAAUUACUUUCAAUGCCAUUUUCGAUGUGAAAGGUUUCAUGCAAAACUGUACAUGAAAACCGCAAUCUUUAUUGAAGUAUGCUUGAGGAAUUGGAGGUCUAACAUGUUAUGAUCGCAAAGCCGCGCACAGAAGUAGUAAAUUUGUUGUGAAGUCCGUAAAAAUUCUGAAGAUGCUUGAUGCUUACAGUUAUCAACCCUUGCGAGAUAAGAGUCUCGAUUCAAGAGGCGAGUGUCUCAUCUCUAGAGACAAGCUUCUCGAUUGUCUCGAGAGAUAAGAGUCUCAUCUUUGCGAGAGGGUGGUAACUUACUUUAAGCGGUACUGUACUGGAGAGAUCCUUAGCCAGGUCUCCCUAGAUGGUCUUGUGGUUCCCAUGGUUGUGUCAUUAGAGGGCAAAGUUUGUGUCAGGAUACCAGAAUUUACACUUAUGAUUGCCCUGCUAGUUAGAUCACUGGUUGAGGUGUCAAAAAAAAACCUGGAUCAGAUUGGAUCGGAUCAACCCCAUUACUUGCUAGAUGACAAAACGUACAGGGGGAGAUGUCAUCUUCUCUGAUCCAGGUUUUGUCAGUUGUCCACUGCUUCCAAGGACAUUAUAAUAUAUAAGGAAUGCACUAAUGGUAUUUCACCUUAUUACAGUUAUUGUGUUUGAAACGUGAAAACAAUCUUGUUUAUUUUUUGUUUGACAGCUCUGAUCAGGAAAAAUUGAAAUUUAGUUACUGCCAAGGAUUAUCUGUACAACGAUUCAUUGGUGAAACCAUUGGCCAGAGACUGGACAAAACUGUUGACAGAUUUCCAGACCGUGAGGCUUAUGUGUUCUGUGAGGACAAUCAAAGAGCAACAUUUGCUGAUUUUCAGGAGGAGGUAAGGGUUGCAUCAGGUCAAAGGUGAUGUAGGUUAAUUUAAGAUAGUUUUUUUUCUGAUACCCAAUUAAUCUAGUAGGCACAAAGUGUGUCUCUGCCAAAACACAAGAAACCUGCAUGUUGAGUAUUGGGGUGUAAGCAUAACAGUCAAAGCUACCUUAAGCAGACACCCUCUUGAAGCAGAGGAAGUUGAAGCUUUUUGCUAAUGGGAUCGACAGGUUUUUAAGCAGAGAGUUUGAAUGGGAUUUUUUCAAGGCAGCAAUAUGAGCUAUUAGUGUCCAUCGUGAAAAUGAUUGCACUUUCAUGUUCUAGACGGCAGUGUCAAAGUUUGAACAAUAUGUAACUCAAACAUAGAGUCACAUGCAAGUGAUGGAUGAUUUCCCUAUUAGAGUGCCUUUGCUUGCCAAUGCUUAUUGAUUUGGGGAAAUGACAAGGACUUACUCUUGUCGGAUAGAUCUUGACCAUCUGCUAUUAUAUUUGUGUUUGUCUUUCUAAGACAUAAUUAUACCUAUUGUUUGAAUUCAGGUAAAUGAUCUUGCUGCUGGACUUGUGGCCAUGGGUUUAAAGAAAGGUGAUCGUGUGGGGAUGUGGGGUCCCAACACGAGAGAAUGGGUCAUCACUCAGUUUGCUACAGCUAAAGCUGGACUGGUACUGGUAAGUUACUGUUGUCAUUAAACACGAUAAAGAAAGAUGAGGAUGGUAGCUGGAGCUUUACACUACUGUGUUACAAUCUUUAGUUAGCAAUGUCCAUCCUUCUGAGGGCUAGUAUUAAUAGUAUCUGUUUUGUCGCCCUUUAGAAAAGUAAGGAUGUCAGUACUUUUAUGCAAAAAAAUUAUGCCUUAUAACUUCAUUGAGAUUGUUUUUCUAUAGGUCAACAUUAAUCCUGCUUACCAAAUUCCAGAAAUGGAGUAUGCCUUGAAAAAGGUAACUAGGAAUUACUGGUCAGUGCCUUGUCUUCCAUCAGAUGCUCUAGUUUUAAGUUGCAUUUUUAUUUGAAGUUAAUAUUAUAACCAUCACUUUAAAAUCUUAUCACUGACUCACAGGUUGGCUGCAAGGCUCUUAUAAUGGCUGAUCAGUUUAAAACCCAAGAUUACUACAAGAUGUUGACACAUGUUGUGCAUGAACUUCCACAAGCAAAACCAGGAGAUCUCUACAGUGAGAGGUUUUUAUUAUUUUUCUGAUUUUUGUGAUGUCAGUGCAGUAAAAAGGUAAAACUAACCAUAAAUUUUCAUGCUUUUCCUUCAUCACCAGUCAAUGUUUUAAAAAUUGUCUUAUUUUUGAACAGUUGCAGUACCUUUAAACUGUCUUCUUUUUGUUAAAAUUUGUAAGAGCUAAUUGCCAUUAUUAAGAAAAAUAUCAGUUAAGGAAUACUGGCAAAACCAUCUUAACAACCCCAUGUUUUUUCCACUUAAAAGUAUUAAGCAAUAUUGUUUAAACAAUCAUUGAUGUGGCAAAGAUCGAAGACAUUUCAUGGAGGAAAUUAGAAAUAUUAAGAAAAAAUGACAAAAUUAUUUCCCGUCGAAGAUGCAAUGGAGGUUUAAAGAGUCUAGACUAUAAGCAUACUUGUUGCUUACUACUGAUAUGUGCAUACACCUUCCUGCUUUGCCAGGAAGAGAAUUGAUUUGCUUGUCCCCAUUUGUAGGGUUACUAAGAAUGUAACUGCCUAAAAGCUUAAAAAAUGCUUCCUGUUUAAUUCGCAUGUAUCAAAAGUAGUAGUGGGGAGAAGUCUUUCAACUUUACUCUUAAAAAUCAUUUCCUUAGUUGUAGUGAGGUUUAUAGUCAUAAGAUUGUUUUGGGCCCAACUAAGUAUGUUUUCUGCUUCUCAGCGAGUUUAGUCUUGGGUUCCCUUAACCAUAAAACUUAAAGUUAAGUCAUCUGCAAACUUAACAAAAGUGCUUCUGUCAGAAUCGACAGCUUGUGUAUCAUUCUGAAACAUUACGGAAAAAGAUCAGGUCCCAGUAUAGUGCCCUGAUGUAAACCCCCGUUUAUUGGAAAAAAAGGUGUCAUGUUACCAUCAGCUAUUGCUUUUUGUUGCCUACUAAACAACAAAUUAAUAAUCCAGUUAACAAUGUAGGGAUUGAUGACUUGUUAAAUAAAAUACGGCGAUAUUUUGCCUAGUCUUUCACUGUAUCUAGCACAUUCAAUUGCCUCAUUAAGAUAUUUGGUUUGCAUAACAUUUAAUGUUUAAUUUGAUAUUGAUGUGUACAGAGUUCCUGAUCUUAAACUGGUGGUGAUGGCAAGUAAAGAUCAUGAAAGAGUGUUCAAGUGAGUAUCUCAAGAUUUUAACAUUUUUCAGACACUUAUCCGAUCAUCAUCUUUGAAAGAAUUUUGGGAGCCUUGUCUGGGGUUUAUGGAAGUGUGUCGUAGCCAAACCUAGUACAAGAAGAACAUAGGUGAUACUGUAAUUACUAUUUCCAGGGGGACAUUUUCAUUUCAAGAGUUGAUGGAGAUGGGAAGCAUCGAGGACAGACAGCAGGUGGAAAAUUUACAGAAAGAACUUCAAAGUGACGAUCCAAUCAACAUACAGUAUACUUCUGUAAGUAAAAACCUUACGAAAAUGCAAAGCAUGAGGGUUUAAAGAAGUCAUAGCACAUGUAUGCUAAAUAUUAAUAGUAACGUUUUCUCAGCUAUACAGUUGACUCUCAAUUACUUGAAUCUCGCAAACUCGAAACUUGCACUUACUCGAACCAAAGUCGAUUUCCCUUGGAUUUCCUUCAUACAUUUACUGUAAUUUGCCCUCAGUAACUCAAUCUCUCAAUAACUGGAACCUCCCACUAACUUUUGUUUCUGUUCAGACAAUUUCUAUAUAAUUUUACCCCUGAUAUCUCGAGCCAUGUUUUAAGAGCAUGACAAGUCAGGAAAAAGAGCAGUGUACUGAAGUCCACAAUAUUGAAUUUAUUAAUACACAACAGUGUAAAUCCUCUGUCUUUACUUUUAUAUCACCCCAGUUCAAAUUCAGUGUUCAUCUCUGUGUAUUAAUCAAGCUUUGCUACAUAAUUCUAUCAAAAAUAUCAAUCUUUAUCUCUUGCUGCCCUUGAACUGAAGUGUGCAUGAUACUUGCAUUAACUUCCCAUCCAUUUGCUUGUUUCCUUAUUUCAGGUUAUUUGCUUUGAACUCCCGAUAACUUGAACUUUUUUCAGUUUCCCUUGAAGGUUCAAUUUAUCGGGAGUUGACUGUGUGUCCAGAUUCCAAUUUUUACAAUUUGACUGAAUGACUUCUCACAUGUUAAUGGUUGAAAGCUAUGCUCUCUGAGAGCGUAGUCUAUGUUAAUGAUCUGAUGAUUUUGCAAUUUGAUUUUCUCCACCUCUUGCAUUUCACUAUAUUAAGAAACCUCCCCCGGAAACGUAGACUUAAAAAGCGGUUAAUGUUUUUGUAAAAAAACAAACAAACAAAUGGAUUACAAUUUUUUCUCAGUCUAUACUCUUAUAAAUCAUAAAAAAAUGACAUCAUAACGUCAAUCGACUCAAGUUGUAACACGACAGCACCAGGCGAGUGGUUUCACUGCAAAGUUUUGACCUUCUGACCUCAUUUCUUUGACUUGUAAGAGUUGAUUAUCCAGUUUAUUUUAAAUCUUUCUUUUAACAGGGCACAACAGGAAAUCCCAAAGGAGCAACAUUGUCUCACCAUGGAAUUCUUAACAAUGCGCAUUAUGUUGGAGAGAUUUUGAAUUAUGAGAAUCAGGUAACUUUUUCAAGGGUGUAGCGAAGGGGGAAGUUACUCAUCCAAGCUUCCACGAUUGUAAACUUUUUGUUUCAUGAUUGUUUUUUUAAUUAGAUAUUCAACUUUUUGUAGCAGAGUGGUGCGCCUUCAAUAAGGCAGUAAAAUUACAAAGUUUAGUAAUCAGUAGCUCACGUCAAGAAAUUAAAUGGCCAGAGGUUUAACUACUGUUUGUUUUAUUUACCUUAGUAUUCCAGAAUUUGUAUUCCUGUUCCACUUUACCACUGUUUUGGAAUGGUGCUAGGAAGGUAUAAAAGAGUGAAUGUCUUUUCCUGACUCCAAUCUUCUGCUAUGUUUGUCAAUCUGAAACGUGAUCUGUUCGUGUAUUACAUGUAUUACAUGUAGCUUAAACAGUAAAAAGUAAUAGGCCACUUCCGAGUUCCAAAAACUCUCACAUUCAAAACGAAGCUAAGUGUAACUUCCUUUCUUGUGCAAAUGAAAUUAAAAAUCAUUUCCAUAUCAAUGUCUUUCCACUUAGCCUCGCUUUAAAUCAGAGGCUUGGGGCAACUCGAAAAUGAAAUUAGUGUUUCUGAUUGGCCGUACCACGUGGGAAAUUUGCUUCAACCAAUCAGAAGCACUAGCCAUCUGGGUAGUGAUGCAUCAUCAGUUUGGAAUUUCUGCAGUCGUCACUCAGACGUCAUUUGGCGGGAAAGCAGUGGGGGCAUCGUGAAAUGUCGGCUGUUUUCACCAGCUAGUCCCCAUUGCUAAUCUCAACACUAGACUUGAGCCCUGGAUAUUGGCAAGAGAUGGCCGUUGCUACCCUAUCUCUGUGCUCUGUGGUAUCAGAGUGCUUUACCCGCUAAAUUGUAAGCUAGAACAGCUAAGAUUAUGUUACAAUUCUCCUUUCAGUUUAAUGUGUGCAGUCUACGGUACAACGUCAGUUUACCCUUCUCGAGGAUUUGACCCUGGAGCUGUCUUAACGGCCAUUCAGCAAGAAAGGUUAGAAUUUCUUUCUUUUUAUUUCAAAUAACACUUUCAGGAAAAUUCCUCGAAAAAAUUCCAUCUUUUAUUUUAAAAAACUUGGAAACAAGCAGCAUUACAGGAAAGCAGUGGUAGAAAGCUCUUAAAUAAGUUCCUUCGCAUGUUUAGAAAUAAACGUAAGAAGUUAUUGUAAACCGCAAGGGGUGCAUACAACAGCGUCAAAGUAAAACCUUUGUGUGCACCAUAAACAGUAACUGACAGCAAUGAGAAAAUUGCCGCGUCAUUGAAACUCAGUCCUGAACUCAAAGCCGAACGCAAGCACGAAGCUCUCAUCUCACUUAAGCAUCUCGAUCCCUGACCUAAGUUUACUACAAGGUUUUAGAUUUAGUACGCUUUGACAUAUCUUUUCUCGUAUAAAGGUCCCUGGUUGGCCUAUUCACUUUCUGAAUGCUCUCCUUGUUUGUGUAUUUGUUUUUUUUGUUUGUUUACGUGUCUGCAUAUAAUGGGUUAUGCUGUAGCAAGUACAUUGCAUUUUGUUUCAGGUGUAAUUCUCUAUAUGGAACACCUACAAUGUUUAUCGAUGUCCUCAACCACCCUGCGUUUGAGAAAUUUGAUGUCAGCAGUCUUAAUACAGGUCGAUAAGAGAUAGAUAACUAUAGUAUUCUGUUUUCUCUAAUAAUGUACAUGUAGUUUCUAGUAACAUACUAGAGAACGAAGUUGGGUUUUAACCAGUCAACGGCAUCAUGCAAAACAAGCCGCGUGAUUUGGCUGUCUAGUUGUGUGUUUUUCAUUUUCAUCCAGCUAUCUGCUGGUUGGCUUAUUCUGUUUGCUGUGAAUGUUGAGAAUUGAUAACUAUCUUGAAUCAAUUUACGUUUCCGGGAAACUGCCCACCUACCCCUCCCCUAAGCCAACAUUAACACUUACUUCUCGUUAGUCUCGUUUAAGGCAAAAUGUUGGCUUAGGGAAGGGGUAGGUGGACAGUUUCCCAGAAACCUAAAUUAUCCACUAUCUUUCCUUUCUUAUGAUUGAGGUAUCUCCUGACUGUUACAUUCAACGCAGAAAAAGGUGGAAGGGGAAGAGAAUUUGUCCUAAUUUCCUGCAAAUGUUUUUCAGGCAUUAUGGCUGGUUCACCUUGUCCAAUUGAAGUUAUGAAACAAGUCUUAACUAAACUACACAUGCCUCAAGUCACGGUAAAUACAGAAUGACUUUACUUGACAAAUAUGACCGUUAAGGUGUUUUCCAGCAUUCAACAACUAAAAUCCAGUUUAGAAUUGAAUUCCGAGCACUUCUUCCAUGAAGUGAAUGAAACAAAACUUUUCGGGUUUCCGGAAAAAAAGAGUACCACCUCGCGAGGUAAACUCGAAUUUUCGAAAAUUUCUUCCACAGAAACUCGCUUGCAACAUUGUUUCGCAUUUUAUCGAGUUGUACAACAUUGGUCCAACAUUUGCUGCCCGAAAAAUCGUCUUUGCAAAUCGUUUCGAUCAUGUAACAUGAUCUUUAGUCAACUUUGGUGUUUAUCAAGUAAACGUUAUAAUUGGCAAAGCAGUUGCUACUUAAUCUGAUAAUUUGUGAGCUUGAUGCAAUGAAUUUUGCUGUAGAUCUGCUAUGGUUUAACGGAAACAAGCCCGGUCACCGCUCAGACGCUGAUGGAUGAUCCAGUAGAUUUACGAGUUUCAACAGUAGGACGAGUGCACCCCAAUUGCGAGGUACGCCGUACUAAAGUGCUUCUGUUUUAAGCAGGUCUCCAUAUAGCCUCCCACGCAGACGUUCUCAGGGCUUAGUUGGCAAGGAUUGCGUGUCGUCUGAGUGGGAGGCUAGUGUCCAUAGUCCGUAUUAACUAAUUGAGGCAUGUCAUGCUGUUUUAUUGGCCAAAUUGGAUCAAAACAUAAAAGAAAUAAAACAGACUAUUAGCAUGCGUACUAUGUCUCUGAGGACAGUCUUUGAGAACACGCAAACGUCGCUCAGAACUCAUUUAUAGCCAAAUAGUCUGUUAAUUGACGUGUAGAUUUUGUAAUACCCCGUCUAGAUCGGUAUUCUCAUCCAAGCUUCUUUUAAGGAGCGAGGUUAACUUUUUAUGCGAAUGCAUUGCUCGGACCAGUACCCGGGGGGAGGGGGUACUGCCAUAUAUGGGCUAUAUAGGUAUGUGCCACUGUGAAGGGUAUGGUUUUCAAGCAGUUUACUCUGGGAUUUAAGGGAUAGGGUAUAUAAAUGAGAGAGUUUGGGUCUAGGAGAGGGUAUCAUUUUCCAUUUAAACUGAUCAAUUGGCUGAAGAUUUAAGUUUAGACUAGGGAAACCGGGAAUUGCCACUCAAGAAUAUAAAAAAAAUCAAAUCGGUUUUGUUUUGGUUGGACUGUGCUAGUGACCUCAGUUGUUUCUGGAAAACAGCUACUCUAGGAUAGGGGGGAUUUGGGGAGUUUAGUCUAGUAUAGGGUAGCAAAAUUCACUUGAACUAGCUCUGGCAUAGGCUAAGCUUUCGAGAGUCCCAGCGGCAUAUCCCCACCCGAAAAGUCCCAAAGUAUCCCCGCGGGGACCAGAAAAAGGUGUCCAUUGUGCUCAUUCGUGGCCGUAAUAACGAGUUGUCCGUAUAAGAGGGUAUUCGUAAAGCGGGGUUUGACUUUAUUUACUUUUCAUAUUUCAGGCAAAAAUCAUAGACAGUGACGGACGUGUUGUACCUAUCAAUACCUCUGGGGAAAUUUGCUUUCGAGGGUAUAGUGUCAUGCUGGGAUACUGGGAAGAUAAAGAAAAAACAGACGCCUGCAUUGAAGCCAGCGGCUGGUUCCAUAGUGGGUGAGUCCUUCAUGACAUAAAAGCAGUUGUUUCUUAAUUUGUGACAUCGCGUUUAGUAUUGAAAAGGAUGAGCGCUAUAGAAAUAUUAUAUUAUUAGAUGUGGUCAUAGUAGUCGUAGACGUCUUUCCCACGGCUCCCCACGGGGAAAUAGCUUAGUUCGAUUUCACUCCUGCGGUCACACGCUAAAAAAUUGCCCAUGGGCAAUGGUAAACCUUUACCCGAUUUGUCGGGAAAUACUGUACUGACUGAUGACACGAAACAUGUGAUGUUUUCGGUAAUUCUAGUGCUUGCAUUACAAGCUCAACCACAAACACAAACUAGUUAUUCAGAACCUUUUUUAAGAUGAGAACGUCAACGCCGACAACAAUUACGCUUCAUCCAGACCUUGCAGUUUUUGGUUGUAUAUCUAAGAACACGUCGACAGUAGCGCGUAAGAUUUGGCGCCAAUUUCAAUACAGCACACAAAGAUCACUUGAUUUUUACUGUUUACUACUUUUCAGUUUCUCGUGAUUGGUUGAGCCCCUUUGGGUUCGUAUUGACCCAUAGAACCACAGGCCACCCAGACUCACAACAGCCUACUUGAAGCCAAAUUAUGAGGAGUUGUAUGGGAAUUUAUCGUAUGAUCGAUGAAACGGUUAAAAUGUACAUAAACAGUACACAUACCUCAUAAAGAGUUGUGUCUGUGUUGUUUUCUUACGGUUUCCUGCCCUUUAAACGCCAUUUUAGCAAGUUUUAAUGUUAUGGUACCAAAACAUUAAAACUCGCUAAAAUGGCGUUUCAUUGGGGAAUUCAUGGAAAUUUCCCCGAGACAAUUUCACCUCAGAAAAAUCGGUCACACACUAAAAGUUGCUUCAAGCGUCAUUUACCCAUGGCUAGUGUGACCCCAAUUAUUAUGAUAUUAUUGUUAUUAGAUGUGGCGGGAGCUGGGAGUAUCUAGAGUACGUUGUCGUGAUUGUGUUUUUCUUGAAGGGAUUUGGCAACAAUGGACGAAGACGGAUACAUUAAGAUCAUUGGAAGAAUUAAGGUACAUUUAUUCUUUUAAAAAUGCACUCCACUGGUUUUAAUAAAGCCUCCUAAAAUUUGGUAUUUUGCUUCUUGUCAAGGAUCUAAUAAUUCGCGGAGGAGAGAAUAUUUACCCCACAGAAGUGGAGCAGUUUCUGUACAAGCAUCCUAAAGUGCAGGACGUUCAGGUAAAUUCAACUAUGUGAGCUCUUAGAGAACUGUAUUGCUUUUUGUUUGUUUGUUUGUUGGCAUAUUGUCCUCCCCCGGAGGGAAGAGUCGACAAAGUUAUAACCCUAACGGGGAGGCCCUGUCGUGUGGUCCGACCGCUUACCAUUUUGUAUACCAACCUUCUAUUGCACUGUCUUUUUAAUAUAAGCAAAUCACUCAACCAAGGAAGUUUUCUGGUCCUUUUCACAGCCGAGCAUGCGUCUGUUAGCCAGCUUUUGAGUCUUUUACAGCCCGAAUUGACAGAUUUCCCUCCCCUUUCAUAUACUUGAACAAGUGAAUUUCCUACCCUUUCAGGCCUCUGGCCCGUAUGAGCCAUUAUAGGGCGUACCCCUGGGAUUGGCCAUUCUGACGUUACGCAUGAAACUGGAUUGGUUUCGUGUCGAAUUGCACCAUGGGGUUGUUGUUUGAAUACUAUUACUUCCUCCAUUGGUGGUUACGAAGUUUGGCGGGAAACUGGGUCAAAAUGUGUCCCCAAAAACAGCGCCAUGGUACAAUUCGACAGAAUAACAUCGACCCCGUCUUAAGUGCAACUUCAGAAUGGCCAAUUCUGAUUCAAGUUGUUGAAAAUAUGGACCAAAUUUGGAAAAGGGACUGGGAGUCUCUGACAAUGCAAGCCCGGACAUCUGAUAGCGUUCCCCGGAAUGAAUGAAGAAGUGUGAACUUUGUUUUAUUUGGCUUACCUUCAGGUUAUUGGCGUCCCUGAUCAACGGCUGGGAGAAGAAAUUUGCGCGUGGAUCAAGUGAGAUAUUCCUUUCCUCUACAUAAUGACACUUGAAUUUGCUUUGAUACCUUCCGUAGAAGGUUACCGGAAAAAAUGAGGUUUUCCCACUCGUUGAAGUAAAGCCCGUUCAGCUCAAAGGCUGGCCGGUUACACUAAGGGCCUGUUUACAUGGAGUUGGGGGACCCCAGGUAGGUGAGGUAACAUGUGGCGGGUCACCCCACCUAUCAUGUAAACGUGAUCAAAUUAAAAUGAGACAUUAUAUGGACAGUUGCGUUACCCCACGUAAGCAGUUUACCUCACCUAUCUGGGGUCCCCACCUCCAUGUAAACAGGCCCUAAGAAUUUAAACUUAGCGUUAAAUAAUCUAAAUGCAAUAAAAAUUUAAAUUACUAUACAAAUUUGAGAAACGUCAAUAAGAAGUCACGGUGAAAAAAAAUGUCUUGCUUGGCUGCAGAAAGUCUUUAUUCUUUAUUCGUUCAGUGUGUUUAACAGAAGUUCAUUAAAACGUUUUUCGCCACUUAAAAGAAAGGUCCUUCUCAGUCCCAUAAUGAAGUUUAAACUUUGUUAGGUAUAACCCAAUACUCUGCUUUGUAGUGCAGUUCUGAACGUUGUAAAAUGUAGCUUAAUAUAAUAAAAAGUGGCUUGGGCCUAAUAAAUGAGGAGAAAGAGGGGCAAGCUUUGCCAUUAGCUCGUGAGCCAAGGUUUUCUUGUCAACUUAUCCAAUAAAGAACCCUUCUCACUUAAUUGUGAGACGAGUACAGGAAUAUAAAGAAUCGUUUGGAUAAAACUAACAGCCACUUUUUCUUUCAGAUUACACGCUGGUGAGUCAGCCACUGAAGAGGAGAUCAAAGAGUUUUGUAAAGGCCAGGUAUGCUCUACAAACGUUAAUCUACAAUGUUACUUUUUGACUUCAAUACUAGUUACAUUCUUGUCGUGUAUUUUUCAGAUUGCUCAUUAUAAAAUUCCUCGUUAUAUCACGUUCGUCGAUGAAUUUCCUCUCACUGUAACUGGAAAGGUAAGAACUUAACCUUAGAGGGUGAGGGUAAUGAAGAAGCUUGGAACUUGAGGGGGUGGGAGUAACGCAAAUGGUAAGUGAACGUGUCUGUGAGGAUGGGGAUAGGAUGACGGAAAAGAAUUUGACUUUGCUGUCAAAAGAAAAGGUCUUUUCCGAGUUCCAAUAAUUCUUACUUUGAAAGCUAGCGAGGGCAACUGCAAACCUUUCUUGUGAAAAUGAGUUUUAUUUGCAUAAAAAUGAGAAAUCAUUUCAUGUCAAUGGCUUCGCAUUUAGCCUACCUCUGAAAGAGAGGCUCGGAAAUGACCAAUUUGGUGGCUGCAAAUUCUGAAUCGUGUUAGGUCGUUUAAAGUUUGUGUGAAGACUUCUUGUGAUAAGCCAAUGAAUUCAACCGCAAAACAAGGACUUUAAUUCCUAUUUUCAACGUAUUGUCUCCUUCUAGGUGAAGAAGUUCGUCAUGAGAGAGAAAACAAAAGAAGACCUAAAUCUUUAACCAAGAACAUACUGAUGGUCUGGCGACAAGAUGCGGUCUCCUUAUGUGAUACUGGUCGUACGUGACAUUGCCUAUCAGAGCUGAUGGUGGCUGAUUACUCACAGGAAUACACAAAAUAGAGAGUUAUGGAAAUGACCUUCACAGCGUGAACUGUAAUUGCACUCUCGUUUCUGGCUGGACCACACUACGUACUAUACACAGUACCAAUGAGGAUUCUAAUGUGAACACGAAAAAAUAUUAAACAAUGCCACUGUGAUUACUUUUUUUUUUAAAUAACAUUUAUUUGGCUACAACACUUCUUAUGACAAUACUUACAUUUACAUGGAGGGAAAAUAAAAACAACGUACAAGAGAGAAAGGAAAAAUACAUUUUUACGGCAUUUACAACUAAUUAAGCCACUGUGAUUACUGGCAGGACCUGAACCACCUUUCUGAAAACUGAAAC
This is a messenger RNA of Porites lobata, 12791 nucleotides long. The record is from the annotation of a GenBank genome assembly. NCBI's taxonomy places the organism in Eukaryota, Metazoa, Cnidaria, Anthozoa, Scleractinia, Poritidae.